Anoplopoma fimbria (sablefish) is the source of this 708-nucleotide messenger RNA. Its product is annotated as phosphatidylethanolamine-binding protein 4. Lineage: Eukaryota; Metazoa; Chordata; Actinopteri; Perciformes; Anoplopomatidae. The transcript has 7 exons. The record is from RefSeq and is a predicted model, not a curated record. Bases 1 to 708 code for a protein of 235 amino acids.
AUGCAGGAGGCCUCCUCAUGCCUGGGUGAAGUCAUCCCUACUCUUCUACACACCUCAAGCACCUUUGGACUCUUCUCCACAGAGACAACCACAACAACAUCCACUAGCAGCAUUCUGGCUGUGCCGGCACCGUUUCUGGUGUUAUGUGCCUGUGUUUUGGGGUUUUAUCAUGUGGAGGCCACACCAGACAACAUGAGCUCUCUGGAUUCUUCUUUCUGUCAUGGUGAACUAGAGGUCAUCUAUCCACAACUGGACAUUGACAAAUGCCUCGUAAUUCCAAAGGACCUGAAACUCAGAGAAAUGGUCAGCACAGUUUGGAAAGCACCAAAUAUUUCCUUCUCUGGAGCACACAAGAAUAAGAAGUAUGUUCUGGUGAUGGUUGAUCCUGAUGCUCCAAGCCGAGCCAAACCAACAUCCGCUUACUGGAGACACUGGCUGGUCGUGGACAUACAGGGUAAUGCACUGAAGACAGGACAUGUACACGGGAAGACCCUCACUGACUAUCAUCCUCCAACCCCGCCACAGGAAUCUGGUUUUCACCGCUACCAGUUCAUGUUGUUUGAGCAGCUUCCAGAGGCACCAGUGUCACUCAGCGAGCAGGAGAAGUCAUCCCGCGGUAAAUGGGAUCUUCAGGCCUUCAUCACAAGGUUUGAUCUGGGGGAGCCUGUGUCCACUCUGCAGUUCCUCACCCAAAACUACAAAGACUGA